UUUCAACUUCCUGUUGCUCGGGGCAAUGAGGAAGCACUGGAGAAAUUUUCACACUAUUUGCCUGUAAAAAGUACCCUUUUGAAAUAAAACAAAUUUCGAACCUUUUUCGGCACCACCAACUAUAUUUCGUGGCACUCGCAACCAGGAAACAUGGGGGACGUAAUGAAUGUGGACAGCAUUAUAACGCGGCUUCUAGAGGUCCGCGGAUCGCGGGCCGGCAAAAACGUGCAGCUCCUGGAGGGCGAGAUCCGGGCCCUGUGCCUGAAGUCCCGCGAGAUCCUCCUCGCGCAGCCCGUCCUGCUGGAGCUGGAGGCGCCGAUCAAAAUCUGCGGUGACAUCCACGGCCAGUACUACGACCUGCUACGCCUCUUUGAGUACGGCGGCUUUCCGCCGGAGUCGAACUACCUGUUUCUGGGCGACUACGUGGACCGCGGCAAGCAGUCGCUGGAGACCAUUUGCCUGAUGCUCGCCUACAAAAUCAAAUAUUCGGAGAACUUCUUCAUACUGCGGGGCAACCACGAAUCAGCCAGCAUCAACCGCAUCUACGGCUUCUACGAUGAGUGCAAGCGGCGCUACAGCAUCAAGCUGUGGAAGACCUUCACCGACUGCUUCAACUGCCUGCCGGUGUCAGCCAUCAUUGACGAGAAGAUCUUCUGCUGCCACGGCGGCCUGAGCCCCGACCUCACCUCCAUGGAGCACAUCCGGCGCAUCAUGCGACCCACAGACGUGCCCGACCAGGGCUUGCUCUGCGACCUUCUGUGGUCCGAUCCCGACAAGGACACCGCCGGUUGGGGCGAAAACGAUCGCGGCGUCAGCUUCACCUUUGGCGCUGAGGUAGUGACCAAGUUUCUGCACAAGCACGGCUUCGAUCUCGUCUGCCGGGCCCAUCAGGUGGUCGAGGACGGCUACGAGUUCUUCGCGAAGCGUCAACUGGUCACGAUCUUCUCGGCGCCCAACUACUGUGGUGAGUUCGACAACGCCGGCGCCAUGAUGUCCGUUGACGACACACUCAUGUGCUCGUUCCAGAUCCUGAAGCCGGCGGAAAAGAAAAAAAAGUAGGAUCUGGUACGUCACGACGGUUGCCACUCCAACCAAAUUGUUUUACAUCAAAAUUUUUAA
Molecule: messenger RNA, 1119 nt
Organism: Drosophila serrata
Lineage: Eukaryota; Metazoa; Arthropoda; Insecta; Diptera; Drosophilidae
Product: serine/threonine-protein phosphatase alpha-2 isoform-like
Cellular component (GO): nucleus; cytoplasm
Molecular function (GO): protein serine/threonine phosphatase activity
Source: RefSeq, a predicted model, not a curated record